AUUUGGUAUAAAUAGCCAAUUUUUCUUACAAAGUUUUCUUUGCAUUUAUCACAUUUGGAAUCAUCGAUUGGAAAUUGAAAAAAAAAAUUUAAACGUGAAUUACAUGAUUAAAUUAGACCAUCAUCAUGUUUGCCCGAUACAUUGUAUUGAUAGCGGUUUUUAUUGGCUCAACAUGGACAUUACGUACAACAUCGGAUUGUGAUAUUAAAAAAGCCAUUCAAGAAUGUUUAAAUCUUGGUUUCCUAUUGGAAUCGAAUGCAAAACGAUUUCAAGGAUUUCCAACAACAAUGUCAACAUUGAAUGAUAAAUGUAAUGAACUGAAACGUUCAGAACAAUGUGCAACAAAUUUCAUUAAUCGUUGUUCGGAUAAUACAUUCGAAGAACGUAUAUUGAAUCAUCUUUUGGAAGGAUCUAAUCGUGUUAUGAAACGUUUAUGUCGAACUAAUGGCCGUAAAAAAGAAUUACUUACACAUGUUGGCUGUGCUAAUUCGGUUGUUGAUGAUACAUAUCGUUGUAUUGGUGAUUAUCAGAAAUUAGUAUUUGCAGCAAAUAAAUUUAAUGAUAAACAUAAAAUUCUACGAAUUCUUUGCUGCAAAAUUCGUCAAACAAUACCAUGUGUAGGUAAAGCAAUGCGAUCAAAAGGAUCAUCAGUUUGUUCCAAAGAUGAUAUCGAUUAUAUGCGUGAAAUGCAACAAAAAAUUCGUCUCGAAAUGACAUCGAUCGUAUGCGAUGAUUAUAAUCGUGAUAAAUGUGAAAAUGUUGAAAUACCACCAAUAACCGAUGCUGAAUAUAAAGGAAAAUCAUUAUAUGAACCAUUACGUGUAUUAUAUCGUAAAGUAGUUCGUGAAUAAUGUUCAUGAAAUGUUAUGAUUUUUUUUUGUUUCUUUAAAUUUUUCAGUAGCA
This is a messenger RNA of Dermatophagoides farinae (American house dust mite), 903 nucleotides long. RefSeq lists its product as uncharacterized. The record is from RefSeq and is a predicted model, not a curated record. NCBI's taxonomy places the organism in Eukaryota, Metazoa, Arthropoda, Arachnida, Sarcoptiformes, Pyroglyphidae.